Aplysia californica (California sea hare) is the source of this 1964-nucleotide messenger RNA. RefSeq lists its product as uncharacterized. The record is from RefSeq and is a predicted model, not a curated record. Bases 546 to 1469 code for a protein of 307 amino acids. The transcript has 4 exons. Lineage: Eukaryota; Metazoa; Mollusca; Gastropoda; Aplysiida; Aplysiidae.
UGUUAGUGAAAAUGAAUAAAAGGCAAAAAGAUGUGGUUUCUUGGGAGACAUCGAGAAUUCAUUAAAUUUAAUAGAAGGAAAUGAAAUUAGGCAAUGGUGAAAGAAGACAUAGAAUGAUACGAACUAUAAGGAAGAGAUGUAUAUAUAUACAUGUAUUAUUAAUUUGUGAUGAUAGAGGGGUCUGCAGAGACAGCGUCAAAGAGUGGGGUGAGAGUGGAAGCAACACCAUAACGUUUACCCCACUGAGAUCAGAAAGAAACACUGUUGGUCAUACAACCGUAUUUCACCAGUGCAACAGAAAUUAUGCAAUAUUAUUUUGUUACGCCUUUGGUCAAGCAGUCAGCAGGCAAAAUUUCAAGCCAAAAGGAGAGACAAAAAACCCAGCCAUAUCUACGGUAAUGAUGCCUAACUUGGAAGAACGUAGGGGAGAGCACUCUCGAUAAAAUCCGAUGUAAUAUUGUAAACUGAUUUUCUCAGCUGUUUGGCCAAGAGAUAGGAGAGAAGUUCUAAGAGAAGCCGAGCAACCCGAAUCAGUUCGAAAAAAGAUGUUUCGAAGUCGAAUAAAUCAUCUUAUAAGAUGUUACCCGUCUCUGAACUUGAGAAUAGAAGUUCACAAAGAACAGCACAAGGCCCUAGCUCUAUUACCAGGACUUCGGUAUGAUGAUAUCAAUCACACAGGUCAGCCUGACUUGCACAGAUUAUUGAACAUAAUUGGGCGAGUGGAGCAUGCAUCUCUGUAUGACAAGUCACUUGCUUUCCUUGACUACCAAAACUUGAAUCGGAAGGGUAUUGCCAGUUAUGCCAAGGGUGUUGUCAUGGAAAUUCGGAGACAUUUCUACGAGACAACCACACCGAAGUCUCCCAUUCAGGUCUCCCUGAAGCUGACUGGCAUGAUGGAGACAAUGUACACAAUUCGGAGCAGCGCAACAUUUGGGGGUCGCCAUCGGGCUUCCAUCAUGGUCAAGUCCUGCAACUCCCUCGUACAUAGGGAAUCUGGUCUAGCCGAGAAAAUCCCUGACUGGUGGAGACUCAAGUUUUUGCGACUUCUUCCGGAAAUGCCGGAUAAUUACAGACCUGUCAUGCCGCCAGACUGCCUCGGGAAAACGUUUUCUCAUCAUGUCGUAGUUCCGUUGAGGGAUACAGACACGAGCGGACGGACCAGGCACCCAUCUUAUGUGAGAUACCUCAUAGACAACAUAAGCAUUGCAGCUUAUCGCAACUUCUUUCCUGCUCUGGCAAAUUCAAUGCAUGACUUCUACAUUCGACGCGUGUCCAUGGUCCAUUUUUCGCCGAGUGUGUGGGGCGACUCCCUGGUUGUGGAGUCUUUCCUGGACCCCCUGGAUGAACUGAUGAUUCACUGCUUUGUGAGUAAAGAUGGUGAGAUUAAGUGGUACGGAUGUCUUGAGUACUACGAAAACACAUCCAUACCGGAGCAGGAACCUAUCCCUUAUCAGCUGAAUUACCCUUAAGAGUGAUACUUGUGUGAUGUUAACUUUGUUUAGAUUAAUGAUGCAUUUGAUCUGUCUUUUGCCAAAUGUGCUUUUAAUUAUAAUUGUUGAGACGUGUACAUUUUUAGUCUUGUACGUGUUGUCUUUACAUGCUCUUUUGAAGUUACUUUUACAAUUGCAGGUUUUUUUUGUUUUUUGUUCUUUUUACUAUGUAACUUCAUUAGAUUGGUGUACAAAUGUGAUAUAAGUGAAACACCCUGAAGUGAAGAUUCACUAUAAUGCCUCGUCUUCUUCUGAAAAAAAGCUGUAAUUUGUUGCAACCUUAGUGCUUAGAGGACAGUGCCCUGAGACUUUUGGAACCUAUAGAAAUGUACUUUGUAACCUAGUAUGCUCUAUAUCCAGGAUACCUAUUGCUGAAAUUUUGUAUCAAGAAUUGGAAAUACAUUUAGUUAAGCCUAAUGUAUGUUGUUUUCCUCCAGAUGUAUGUCAUUUAUUGCAGAAAUUUUACGCCAUGAA